GUCCCCCAAGUCACUCCUUAAUUAUUCCACCCGUUUCGGUUUUACCAGUCUCAUCCUCAAGGGUUUUAUGCUCUUCUUCUCUAAAACCUUCUACCGUUUUCUUUUUUUAUUACAGAUUCCAGAAGCUUUCUACAUCGUCAUGCAAUUUUUUCCACAGAAUACUCAAUAGAGGUGAAUUCUUCUCCAUGUCUGAUAAAUCAAAGAGGCAGAAAAGAUGCUUCGUCAGCGACGAAGAUGUCUCCACUCUUUUACAGAGAUACGGCCCGACAACUGUGCUGGCAUUGUUGCAAGAGGUCGCGCAGGUGAGGGAAGUGAAUAUUGAUUGGAAUGCGUUGGUGAAGAAGACCAAAACCGGGAUUACGAAUGCCAGGGAGUACCAAUUAUUAUGGCGUCAUUUGGCUUACCGCCAACCAUUGGUGGACGGAUUGGUUGAUGGGGCUCAACCUCUGGAUGAUGGCAGUGAUUUAGAGUAUGAAUUGGAAUCUUACUCGUCAGUAAGUAGUGAAGCAUCAAUGGAGGCUGCAGCAUGUGUAAAGGUAUUGAUUGCUUCUGGGACACUAAAUGAUUCACACAUGUCAAAUGGCAUGACAAUUGAAGCUCCAUUGACUAUAAGUAUACCUAAUGGACAAAGACCUGAAAGUAAUAUGGAUACUUCACCACAAAGUAUUCCCAUGCUGGGGUCAAAUUUUGUUGUUCCAGUUACUGUGCCAAAAAAUCCACUGCCCAGUGUGAUAUCAACCAAGGGAUUAGAUGUCAAUGGAGCAUCAGGUGCAAAUUUACCUCAACGAAAAAGAAAACUGUGGUCUGAAACAGAGGAUAGAGAUCUUAUUGCAGCGGUGAAAAGACAUGGUGAAGGAAAUUGGGCUAACAUGGCGAAUAUGUAUUUUAAUGGUUACAGAACAGCUUCACAGCUAUCUAAGAGGUGGGGCAUUAUUAAGAAGCAACAAGGUCCCUUGGUUGGGAACCAAUCAAAACUCUCAGAAAUUCAUUUGGCUCAUCAAGCAGUUAAUCUGUCUCUUGAUGUGCCUAUCAGGGAUAAUCCGAAAUCAGCAGCUUGUUCAAUCAUUAGCGAGGGCGGAAAUGCAAAUGUUGCAUCCAACUUUGGUGCAUCAAGUGUGUCAUCAAAGAAAGGACAGCCUAAGAAUGCUUUCAAUAUCGUGCCUAGUGGAGGUUUUGUAAACAAACCAUCUCUACCUGCCAACACAAAUGCAUUUCUGAGUAACGUGCAACAUCAUUCUGCAAAUUUGGCCUCACCUAACCUAGUCAGUAUGGUCUGCGGUCUUAAAGCUUCAACGAAGGUGGCCUCAACUGACACUCAAACAAAUCAUGUUGCUGAACUUGGCAUAAAAACUUUGGAAGAUACCGCAGCUCUUUCUGGCUUGGAAAUUGCAUCAUUAAAUGAAGCUAGUUGCCCGGGCUUUCCUUUCAGAAAAGACCAAAUUGCUGCUUGUGUGAGAAAUUCACUGUUGGAGCAUGAUGAAGGGAAGCAAAUUGCUAUUCCAGGGGAGCCAGCAAGAGAGGAAAAUGAAAAACAUAGUUUUUCAGAUGACAAACUCAAGGAGAACAGUAAAGGGAUUCAUAAAGCUUUAGUUGACUCUAUUGCUCCAAGAUUAAAUAGUCAAAGUCAAACAGAGAAACCUAAAAUUGUUAUGUCCUUCAAUAAUGGAAACCACGCAAAAAGAAGCUGUUCAUCAAAGACGAAUAAGGCCGCAACUGAUAUUUCUCUCAAUGAUGAACCAUGCUGGGGCCGAGUGUAGAACAAAAAAUAACAACAGUGCAUGCUCGAAGAGAAAAUGACAAAUGGUGUGCUGAAGGACGUGUCAAGUUUGAUUGUUUAUUUAAAAAAGGAGUAAAUGGAGUAUUUUUACCCAAGCUGUACAUAAUGUUUGAUUGUUAACCCCCCACCCCCCACUCCAAACACACACAUGCGGUCAGGGUCAGGCACACUUUACGUAUCACUUUGGGUUUGUACAUGAUGUAUAGUGGUGUCAUCUACAUUGUGUAGGUUCUUGAAAUUUUGAAUUGUUUCCUAUUUAAUGAUAACAUGUGAGUGGAU
Messenger RNA from Cuscuta europaea, 2056 nucleotides. The record is from the annotation of a GenBank genome assembly. Lineage: Eukaryota; Viridiplantae; Streptophyta; Magnoliopsida; Solanales; Convolvulaceae.